CCCACUGCUUUCCGCCUCCCCACUGUUUUCCACCUCCCUAUUGCUUUCCUCGCUCGCUGUCGAUGUCGCUCCCACCCCACCUCCAUUUCGAUUUCGAUCAAGAACUAGAACACAAGAUGGAGUGCGAGGGGACUAAGAAGGUCGUGCUCGUCAUCGGGUCCACUGGCAUCGUCGGCUCUGCCCUCAUCAACCUGCUCCUGCUGGAGAACCCUAAAAACCCCGUGGGUUCAUGUAAGAAGGUCUACGCGCUCUCCCGCCGCCCGAUGCCACCCUGGUACAUGACUGCCUCCUCCUCCUCCUUCUCCUCCAACAACGACCCCAUACCCACCGUUAUCCACCUGCACGUCGACCUCGCUGAUGACGCCGCGGUCACCAAGGCCCUGGCACCCCUCACGGACAUCACCCACGUCUUCUACGUCACGUGGGCCCCGCGCCAUGGCUGGAGCAACACCGAGGCCCACACGGUUAACCGCGCCAUGCUCUCCAGUGUCCUCUCCGCUGUCAUCCCCAACGCCCCAGAUCUCAAACAUGUUGCGCUCCAGAGCGGCCGCAACCAGUCCGCCGACCCAUUCCAACCGCCUGUGAGGGGAGCCUUCGCCGAGGACGGGUGGCUCGGCCCCUUCUCCGAGGACCUCCCGCGCCCGGACUAUCCGGACCUUGAGGACGCCCUCAUCGACGGCAUCGCCAGCCGCGUGGGCGACGUCACCUGGUCCGUGCACCGCCCCGCCACCAUCUUGGGAUUCUCGCCGCGGAGCUCCAGGAACUUGGUCUCCAGCCUCUGUGUCUACGCCGCCAUCUGCAGCAAGGAGGGUGCCGUCCUGCGCUGGCCUGGGUCCCUCGUCGCUUGGGAGGGGUUCAGCGAUGCCUGUGACGCGUGGCUCAUCGCUGUGCAAGCGAUCUGGGCGGCCAUGAUGGCGCGCCCUAACGAGGCAUUCAAUUGUGGCAACGGGGACGUCUUCAAGUGGAAGCAGUUGUGGCCGAUUCUGGCUAGCUACUUCGGGGUGCCGUGGGCUGGGUACGAGGGGGAGGACCAGCGCUUCAAGCUAGAGGAGGCCAUGGUCGGGAAGGAGCCUGUGUGGGCGGAGAUCAUCAACGAGAAUGGGCUCGUUGAGACAGAGCUCGACGACAUCACCACCUGGUGGCUCGUGGAUGCCGUGGUCAAUGCUGAAAAGGAACAUGUGGAGACCAUGAACAAGAGCAAGGAGUUUGGAUUCCACAGCAUCUAUGAUACUGUCAGGUGCUUCGAUACAUGUAUCAGGAAGAUGAAGGCUAGCAGAAUUGUUCCCUGAUGCCUUUCUUUUUGGGGCUGCCAAUAGCUGGAAUGCAUCGUUCUCUAUGAACCUGGGGAGAGAGCGUUUAAACAUGGAAUGAUCAACUGAGAUUAAUAAAGUUUCUAUUUCCGGCAA
This is a messenger RNA of Sorghum bicolor (sorghum), 1406 nucleotides long. RefSeq names its product 3-oxo-Delta(4,5)-steroid 5-beta-reductase. The record is from RefSeq and is a predicted model, not a curated record. Lineage: Eukaryota; Viridiplantae; Streptophyta; Magnoliopsida; Poales; Poaceae. The transcript has a single exon. The coding region runs from base 63 to 1289 and encodes 408 amino acids.